Dromiciops gliroides (monito del monte) is the source of this 3222-nucleotide messenger RNA. Its product is annotated as zinc finger protein 569-like. The transcript has 6 exons. Gene Ontology annotation, biological process: regulation of DNA-templated transcription. Lineage: Eukaryota; Metazoa; Chordata; Mammalia; Microbiotheria; Microbiotheriidae. The record is from RefSeq and is a predicted model, not a curated record. The coding region runs from base 218 to 2809 and encodes 863 amino acids.
UGUGGGAGUUGGUCAUUGAGGGCUCUCAGCACGCAGGUGCAGGUUUCUUGGCAGCUGGAGCGCCGAGCGAGGACCGGAGGAAGACGCAUGCGCGCGCCCCGUGUUCACAAGCUUGUGUGUCUCUAUCUGCAGAGCUCCAGGACAGUGGCUGAGGACAAGGAGCAGAGCCUGAACCCUUGGGCCUGGGGGCCCGAGGUGGGUCUAGUCAGAGGUGACCAUGGAGAAAGGGGCAGAGGCCAGAGACUCUGCCUUCCCCCGAGGAACAAAUGGAGACCAGCCAGAGGAGCCCACAACCUCUGGCCUCCCAGUGGCUCCCAGCUUCCUGACAUCACUGACCUUCCAGGAUGUGGCUGUGGCUUUCAGCCAGGACGAGUGGAGACACCUGUGCCCAGCUCAGAAGUGCCUGUACCGGGAGGUGAUGCUGGAGAACUAUGGGCACCUACUCUUCCUGGGGCUGCCGGUUGCCAAGCCAGAGCUGAUCACCCAGCUGGAGUGUGGGGAAGGCCCGUGGGUGCUGCUGGAGGAAGAGCCGAGAAGCCCUGGCACAGAAUUUGAAACUAGGCUGGAGACCCAGAAGACAUUUCAAAAGAAAGGCAUUUCUGUGGAAGAAUCAUACAAGGAAGGACUUAAAAAGGUUGGUCCUUGGGACUCUAAGCCUGGAGAAACUUGCAGUUGUGGUAUCAAGUUUGAUAGACAUCAGAACAACAAGGAGAGAGAUUUGAAUCCAGGAAGUGUUACUCAGGAAAAAAUUCCUAAUGAGGCAAGAAAACAUGAAUGUAACAAAUUUCAGAAAAAUUUCAGUUCACAUUUAGCCUUUGGUUUACACAGGAAUGUGUUUUCCAAAAAGAGGCUCUCUAAGCCUCUUUCACAUGAUACAUGUGGAAAUAACAUCAAGCCAUCUGUAGACCUGAGUAGUCAUAAUGGAAUCUCAGGAAAGAACUUUCACAAGGACAAUGAAUGUGAUAAAGCCUUUAGUGACUGCACAAACCUUAUCCAGGAUCACAAAAUAACUACUAAAGUAAAAUCUUAUAUAUGUAUUGGAUUUGGCAGAGCUUCCCAUCAGAGGCAGUGCCUUACUCAACAUCCCAGAAGUCAUCCUGCAGGGAAACCUUACACCUGUAGAGAUUGUGGAAGAAACUCCAGGCAGCUGACACACCAUAUUCCAUAUCAGGAAAUUCAUGAUGGUAAAAAACCCUGCGAUUGUAGUGACUAUGGGAAUUCCUCAAGCAAUAGUUCAUCUCUUAUUCUGUGUCACAUAAUUCAUAGUGGACAGAAAUUCUAUGAAUGUCACAAAUGUGGGAAGCUCUUCAACAAUCACACGAAUCUUUUUGGACACCAGCAAAUUCACUCUGGAGAAAAACCUUAUGCAUGUAGUAAAUGUGGAAAAGCUUUCAAACAGAGGGGAAACCUUGCUGAACAUCAGAAGAGUCAUACUGGAGAGAAACCAUAUAAAUGUAAUGUAUGUGAAAAAGCUUUCAGCCAACAAGGACAACUUACUGAACAUCAGCGAAUUCAUAAUGGAGACAAACCCCAUAAAUGUAGUGAAUGUGGAAAAUCCUUCAUUCAGAGACGAUGUCUAAUUGAACAUCACAGAGUACAUAGUGGAGAGAAACCCUAUCAAUGUUAUGAAUGUGGGAAGUUUUUCACUAGUAAUUCAGGCCUUAUUGUACAUCAGAUAAUUCAUACUGGAGAAAAACCUUAUAAUUGUAACAUAUGUAAGAAAUCAUUUAGCCGGAGAGGAGGCCUUUCUCGACAUCAGAAAAUUCAUAAUGGAGAUAAACCCUAUAAAUGUAAUGAUUGCGGAAAAGAUUUCUCCCAGAGGGGAAACCUUACACAACAUCAGAGAAUACAUACUGGAGAAAAACCAUAUAAAUGUAAAUUAUGUGGGAAAGCCUUCAGUCGUCUGCAAGGCCUCACUAAACAUCUGAAAAUUCAUUCUGGAGAAAGACCAUAUAAAUGUAGUGAGUGUGGAAAAACUUUUACCCAGAGUGGAAUCCUUAAUGAACAUCAGAAGAUUCAUUCUGGAGAAAAACCUUACAAAUGUAACAUUUGUGGAAAAGCCUUCAGUCAUCCACGAACUCUCACUGAUCAUCACAGAAUUCAUUCUGGAGAGAAACCACACAAGUGUAGUGAAUGUGGAAAAGCUUUCACACAAAGAGGAAGCCUUACUGUACAUCAAAGAAUUCAUAGUGGAGAAAAGCCAAAAUGCAAUAUAUGUGACAAAGACUUUAGUCAUCCACGAAGCCUCACUAAACACCUCAAAAUUCAUUCUGGAGAGAAACCUUAUAAAUGCAAUGAAUGUGGAAAAGCCUUCACCCAGAGGGGAUCCCUUACUGAACAUCAGAAAAUUCAUUCUGGGGAAAAACCCUAUAAAUGCAGUGAAUGUGGAAAAGCUUUCCUCAGAAGGGGAAAACUUAAUGAACAUCAGAAAAUUCAUACUGGGGAGAGACCACACAAAUGUAGUAUAUGUGAAAAAGCCUUUAUCCAGAGACAUUGCCUUACUGAACAUCAAAGAAUUCACUCUGGAGAGAAACCAUAUAAAUGUAGGGAAUGUGGGAGAGCUUUCACCCAGAGGGGAAAUCUUACUGAACAUCAGAAAAUUCAUACUGGAGAAAGACCCUAUAAAUGUAAUAUAUGUGAAAAGGCCUUUAGCCAGAGGGGAGACCUUUUUCGGCAUCAGAAAAUUCAUACUGGAGAGAAACCCUACAAGUGUGAAUGUGGAAAAGCUUUUAGCCGGAGAUUGUAUCUUACUCAGCAUCGAAUCAUUCAUGGUAGGGAGAAAUCUUGUAAUAAUGCCUGUAGUAUCUAAUAUUUUUAUAGUGCCUUAAGUUUUGUACUGUGCUUUAUAUAAAUUAUCUCAUUUGAUCCUUAUGAAGGUACUACGUGUUAUAAGGUUAACCCUUUACCCAGUGUAUAUCCUAUGUACAAUUCUUAUUCACCAUCAGGAAACUAAUACCAAAAAGAAAUCCUAAAAAUUUAAGGUAGACAUCCAUCCCUGUACAUUAAAACACGUUGCCUUUUUUUCCCAUUAAAACACUCUAGUAGUGGAUGUGUUGGAAGGGCUUGGGGAAGAGAGAGGAGAGAGAAUAGAGAGAAGGAACAAAAUAGUUAUCAGUCACUCAAAAAAAUAUAAAUGGUAAAAGAGGUAUGAAAAGCCAAUGAGGAAAAGAAUGUUUUGAAAAACUAAAUUGACCAAAUGGAAAAGGUGGUACAAAAGCUCUC